Messenger RNA from Paramecium sonneborni, 1370 nucleotides. The record is from the annotation of a GenBank genome assembly. Lineage: Eukaryota; Ciliophora; Oligohymenophorea; Peniculida; Parameciidae.
AUGAAUUUGAUGGAUAUUGCUCUUUUUAUAAUCAUAGUGAGUAGCUUGAUAGGAACAUUAUUUUAUAUAAAAGAUCACAGUCCUGGAAAAUAAAAAUCAAAAGUUGGAUUAGGGUGUUCUAGUUUAUUUAUAUUGUAUAUCCUCAUCAAAGAAAUUAGUUAGUCAAAUUGUAUUGAGUAUCUUAUUUUAUGUAGUCGUUAUCAUAGGAUUAACUAUAUUAUUGCUUGGGAAAUUUUAUUAUACUGCUAAAAAUUCAUUCUAAUUAUAUUUCAAUAACUAAAGAUUAAAUUCAGAAUAAUCAGAACAUGGAAUUAAAGUUAAUGAACCAGAUCAUGAAUUACCUGCUUAUUUACCUCCAAUAAUGUCUGAAAAUGAAUCUAGAUGUUCAAGUAAAUAGAGUUAACCAGAAUAAAAUACAACUAUUAGAGCAAAAUAAGGAUAAUAGUCGUUUUAAUUUGGAAGAUAACAAUAGUAGAAAGACGUUUAGAAAAUUGGUUUAUAAUUAAGUUUUUUGGGGGAAUUUAAACAAUCUAAUUUUUAGAAGAGUUAACUUGGAUUGAAUUCAAUUAAACAAAGUUAUAUGCAAGUUCAUCCAAUUAAUUGUAGUGUUUAUUUCUAGUAUUUUAGAAACUGUAAAUUUAGUAAAAUACCAAGAAGAUGGAGAAAUUAAAAUAGGUAUUUUGAAAACCAUAAAAUCUCUUACUUAUGAUCUUGCUGAAAAAGAAUUAGAGCAAUUAUAAAAAGAACCUGUAAUAUCUAAAGCAGAUUAUCCUAAAAUUUAAAUUUUAUAUGAAAGUAGUUAACCAGAGAUUUAAAGUUAAAAUAAUGAAUUAUAAAGCAGGUAAAGUAAAUAAAGUAAUAACAAUUUACUUUUACAAUAAGGACCAUUUAAAGAAGUUAAAACAGAAUAAUCAAUUCUAUAAUAAUAAUAUAAACCUAGUUUUCAAAAAAAAAUAAGUUGGAUGAAAAUAUUAAAAUAGUUGAUAGUUCUGAUUGUUUUUUCUCUAAGUGUUACUCAGUUUCCAUAAUAAGAUCUUAAGUCUCAUAUUUUAAUGCUUCUCUAUAUAAUUGGAUUAACUUUUUAUUAGAUAUCAAUUUUUUCAUUAUUUUUUGCAUAAGGACUGGAAAUCAGUACUCAAAUAAGAGAAAUUGUUGCAUGGUCGUUAUUAAUUUUAUUACCUACAACUUUAACUAUAUUAGUUAUACAAUUUGAAGUGAAUUGUUUACAAUUUAUGGCUUGGUUAUCUAUCUUAAUUGCAAGCUAAAAAAUAAAAUACGCAUCAAGGUAUAAUUUAAUUAAAUUAAAUAGAAAUCCCGCUCUCUUUAAUCCAUUUAUAAUUAUAUUAUGUCUAAGUGCAAUAUUUUGCUGA